Messenger RNA from Mytilus californianus (California mussel), 3130 nucleotides. RefSeq lists its product as uncharacterized. Lineage: Eukaryota; Metazoa; Mollusca; Bivalvia; Mytilida; Mytilidae. Bases 354 to 1118 code for a protein of 254 amino acids. The record is from RefSeq and is a predicted model, not a curated record. The transcript has 5 exons.
UUUCUUUCUACUUUCAAUAAUAAUUAUUAGUAAUCAACUCAAUAAUAAUUAUUAGUAAUCAACUCAAUAAUAAUUAUAAGUAAUCAACUCAAUAAAAAAUUGGAUAAAAAAGAUAACGAAUUUAACAAUAUUAAACUUUUAGAUAGCUUGUAAACAUUUGUUUAUAUAUUGAUAAAUUUUGCAGUGUUGUAGUGUUGGCAGUUUUUGCAGUUUUUGCAGUUUGUGCAGUUUUUGCAGUGGUCUGCAUAGUCCUUGUUCUUGUAUUGUUACGAAAGGACAGAAGUAAGACAGAUCAAGAUGCAGAUGUUAUAGAACAAGGAGAAAUUCUGGUUUCGGCGACUCAAAAUAACAAAAUGAAGAAUGACAAUGUUGUAAACGGGAAUCAGGAUGAAACCGGUGGUAACAUUGAGAACGAAGUAAACAAAGACAAUGUAAAUGAUGAAAGCAUAAAAUCAACCAAUGAUUCUUGUCGAGAUGUAUUCUGCAGUGACAACGGAUGUUCAAAAAAUAUAAAAGACAUUGAAGUUAAAAACGUGGAAGAAUUGCCUAUAGCCAUUACUGGAAUUUUUGAUAACAAGAAAGAUAUAUCAUACCCAGUCGAACAUUCAGAUGUUGAUCGAAUUGACAUUACUGUUGGAGAACAACUGAUUACCGAAAAUAUAGAGGAUGUGUAUAAGGUAGAUUGUAUGGAAAAGCAUAAACAAAUGUCUUUAUCGCAAGCGCCAAGAUUAGAUAAAGAUAGUUUAAAUACAAAUUCAACAUCUGGGUAUGCACAACUGACAGAGCAUAGCUUAAAACCUGUGACGCAAGUCUCACAUGAAAGAUUUGAUCAAAGUACAGAGGAGGUCAGUAGUGGAUACGGGUCUGAAGAAUUUCCACACUGUUCGCCAAUGUCCUAUGAUAAAGGCCCAGGUUCUCUACAAAAAUAUGGUGAAUUGGUUUCGGUUUCAGUUUCGAAUGGAAGCACGGAAGGAACAGAGAUCAUUACAAGCGGUCUAGAAAGUUUUAAUUAUAAAUUAACUGGACCGACAACACCAUCUAUUCAUAGUGAAAGUAUUCAACCUAAGCAGAUUAUUAUUAGAAAUGAUAGUGGCGUUUAUGACAGUGGCAAUGGAUAGCGCUGACAAUUUAUCAUUGAAGUGACUAGGCAGUUAAAUUCAUAAACAUAUUAGAGAGACGAUGAAAUCAGAGAAAGUUCAAGGAUUUAUAGUACCUUAAAUAAAAUGAAUGUACUAAAUAUGUCUUAAAGAAGGGAUAUUGAAUUUGAGGAAAAAGUGCAUUUGACAAUCACUUUCACUAUAGGCAGCUAAACAACCUUGUUAUGUGUUCGUGUUCAUGAUAUUGUAGUUUAUACUUACAAUAGUAUACGCAUUCAUGAUUGUACUGUUAUGGAACUUUCGUGUACAUUUUAUGUAAACUUUAUAUAAUACCUACGAUUCUCAACUUUAAAAUAUACCUGUGACGUAAAUCUUUUUUUCAAACUCUCCAUUAUUUUUCUGGAAUGGAGAGUUAUUUUAUAUUGUCUAUCUUCAUUUAUCUGAACGUUUUACACUUAAAAGAAAGUGUUCACCCAUGGAAAUAAUUCUAAAGGACCUAACGCGAUAUUUAAUGAAGAUGAAAACUUAGUUAAACGGCUGAUACUGUUUUUUUGAGGUGGGAUCGUAGUAAUACAAUAAACACCAAAUAUCUCAUUAUUAACAAAGUAAUUUUAUAUGCGAGUCGUAAUUCCAUCGUAUCAAAUGUAGUAUCGUAUUAACUAAAAUUCUACAAAAAUAUCCAAAGUUUGUUUUGCAGCAAAACUUGGCUGAAUUUCUGUUACAUGUAUCAUCCAUUGUGUGCCAUUCCUCUUCUGUGCAUCUACAACAUAUUAACUGUGUUAACUCAGUUGAAAUAUUUUGUAAUAUUGAACACAUUAAUUUUAUUCAAUAAUGAAAAUUAGAGAAAAAAUAUAUUUUGCUUAAAGAUUUGCUUUUGAUUUUACCGUUUAAAUAUCCAUCUUAAAAUAUGAAAUGAUGUAUUUUGAUUUUUACAACAAAAAUCGUUUGGUGCAUUUUGAUAUAUACAUUAAAACAGAAGAGUUACUCGGAUAGUUUCAACAAUUAAUAUUGUGGGUUAAUAGAAUAAAUAGUUCAUGCAACUGAAAUGGUCAAAUAUAGAUUAACAGUUAUAUCGGUAGUGCAGAUGACGGAACUAUAUCUUGAAAUGUUUAAACGAAAUAAGUCUAAGUGAAAGACAUGCAAAACGAAAACCAGAAAUGUUUUUAAUCACGCGGAUUUUUUAAAACUUUGUUGUUUCCUUUCUGAUGAUAAGGAAGAAUGAAAAACAUUUUUAGUUUGCUUGGAUUGCUGUUUAAGACUCAUCUAAAAACAUAAAAUUGUUGUUCGUUGUAAUAAGCACAGAGAAAGAAAAAAUGUUGGGUCAUGCAUGAAACGCUGUUUUAGUGUUUAAUUUUAUUGCAUUUAAUAGAAUUGUUUGAAAUAUAGAAUCACAUUUUAUUUCCGAAAUAACUUAUAAUCGAGCACACCCUUAUUAGUAAAAUAAUCUAGACUAAAGUGUUACAUACCUCGAAAUUUAUUCUAGUUGUACUAUUUUAUUUUUCCUAGACGAUUCUACAUCCAAUAUUUGUCAAAUGAAAAACACACAUAAUCCACCAACAUAUAUGCAUAAAUAUUAGGUUUUUUUUCUCUACCGAAAUACCACUUAAAGACACAAAUAUAUAUCCUUUCAAUCCCACUACAAGAAAGACGUGCAUAUCCAAUGACUUAAGCCAUAAAUAUGAAUGAACUUUUUAUAGUAAUUAUUCUACUGUUCAUAAAAACUUUGUUAAAAGAGUAGAUGGUUAGCUUGAUCCUCAAAUUUUGCCUACGGAUUAUUGAAUAAACCGAGGGAAAUUGAAAAGAAAACAAUUACAAAAUGAAAUAAAAUUCUAUAAAAUGUUAUACUCUUAAGAUUUUAAUUUAUGUUUAGGUACGCGAAAGUCCAAAUAAAUGUCCAUUCGUGGGAAAUUAUGGGCGAUUUGGACUUUCGCUAUAACUUAAUGUUAUGCAUGUCACUACCUAAUUGUUAAUACUGUAACUCCUCAACCUAAUAAAGAGACAUCCUGACUUAGUAUAAUACAAAUAUGCAUCUA